Molecule: messenger RNA, 969 nt
Organism: Aspergillus welwitschiae
Lineage: Eukaryota; Fungi; Ascomycota; Eurotiomycetes; Eurotiales; Aspergillaceae
Product: DUF500-domain-containing protein
Exons: 3
Coding region: 1-969 (322 amino acids)
Biological process (GO): actin filament bundle assembly; actin cortical patch localization
Cellular component (GO): actin cortical patch
Molecular function (GO): phosphatidylinositol binding; actin filament binding
Source: RefSeq, a predicted model, not a curated record
AUGCCUGUUCACAACCCAUUUCCCUCAUCUUUGCGAAGCGAAUGCGACAAAGCAGCUCAGAUUAUCAACUCUUUCACAGAUCCUGAUGCCUUCAAUAGCCCGGGGCGCACCAUCCCCCGAAAAGUACUCGCCAGCGCCAAGGGCCUCGCCAUUCUCACAGUUGCCAAAGCCGCCUUCCUAGGGUCGGUGCGCCUUGGUUCUGGUAUCCUCGUUGCACGUCUACCCGAUGGAUCCUGGUCCGCCCCCUCAGCUAUCGCGUCCGUGGGAGGUGGCUUCGGUGGACAGAUUGGUGUCGAAUUAACAGAUUUCGUGUUCAUUUUGCAGAGCGAUCAUGCAGUGCAAACGUUUGCAAAGCUGGGAAGCUUAACUCUGGGUCUCAAUCUCUCGCUGGCAGUGGGACCAGUCGGACGCAGUGGAGAAAUUGCGAGCGUCGCAAGCACUGGUGGUGUCAUGGGAAUAUUCUCGUUCGCGCAAACCAGGGGCUUUUUUGGAGGCGUGAGUGCAGAAUUGGGCAUGAUAAUUGAAAACAGGCUCGUCAAUCGGAAACUGUAUGGGGAUAUUGUCAAGGCACAAGAGUUGCUGAGCGGCGACAUCUCUCCGCCUGACGAGGCCAACAGGCUUAUGCAAGCGUUGCAGGCCGAUGUGUUUCAUGCUCCUAGGACAAACAUCGAUUGUGAGCAGGCACCGAAAGAGCCACCCGCGGAAGUUACCGUUGCCAUGCCACCGCAGUCACCGUCGUCCGAGGUGGCUGAACGAGUUGCUGCGGUGUCGCCUGUGACGCCUAGCGAAGUCCACGAGGCACCGCCAUCAGAGCUAUCUCCCGCUGUGUCACCGUCCAUAGCAGUGACACCACAGAUGCCUGCUGAGCUGCCUGGUUCAGUUCAAGAGCUGGACUCCACGCCUGCACAACCUAAACCUACGGAUCAGCACAGCCCCGUUUCUGCUAUCUCCACCACUCACAAUACUUGA